AAAAACUGCAGUAACACCACUGUGUGUCUCACAGACAGACUUUACACACUGUGCGCAGGGCCAGAUCAGCUGGACACUUCAAUACUACGGGGCUCGGCGACAAAGGCAGCAUGAAAAGACUAGAGUGCAUCUCAAUCUGCUGACUGUGCUGUGGGAGUCCGAGAGGAGCGGAGAGUCAUGUCAGAGCCGUUCGACUGUGACAGCUGUAAGGAGUCUCUGUACGGCAGGAAAUAUAUCCAGGUGGACGACGUUCCCCACUGCGUCCCCUGUUACGACCGUCUGUAUGCAAACACCUGCCAGGAGUGCAAAGAGCUUAUCGAACACAACUCACGGGAGCUGUUCUAUGAGGACAGGCAUUAUCACGAACACUGUUUCCGCUGCUCACGCUGCAGCCGUUCGCUGGCCGACGAGCCAUUCACCUGUCAGGAAGAUGCCUUGGUGUGUAACGACUGUUACUGCAAUGAGUUUUCAUCUAAAUGCGUGGCCUGUGGGAAGACUGUGAUGCCAGGCUCCAAGCGGCUGGAAUAUGGAGGCUGCACAUGGCACGAGGAAUGCUUUGUUUGUUGUGGUUGUGAGCAGCCCAUCGGCGCCCAGUCGUUCAUCCCAGACAAGGGCGAGUACUACUGCGUACCCUGUUACGAGGGACGAUUUGCCCCACGCUGCGCCCACUGCAAACAGCUCUUGGUUCAGGGUGGUGUUACAUAUAGAGACGAGCCCUGGCAUAAAGAAUGUUUCUUGUGCACCGGUUGUAAAGUCCAGCUUGCCGGACAGCCAUUUACAACACAGGGUGAAGAUCCAUACUGCGUGAAGUGCUUUAGCAACCUGUACGCCCAAAAAUGCUCUGCCUGCGACAAACCCAUCACAGGUUUUGGAGAAGGGAAGUACAUCUCGUUUGAGGAGCGUCAGUGGCAUCAGCCGUGUUUUAAGUGCUCUGAGUGUUCGGUGUCUCUGGUUGGAGCAGGAUUUUUCCCUGAUGGAUCAAAGAUUCUCUGCAAAAGCUGCAAUGCCAAAUAACCCACAACUGCUUCUUUUAAAUGUGUUAAAGCAGACCUUUGUGUAAUAUAAACACAUUUAUGAAACAUCUGACAUCAUUUAAACAUGUAUGAUGUACAUUAAAGUUUUGGUGUUACAUUCUUCCAAAUGCGGUUGUUAAAAAUCCCUAAACUAGAAGGACAUGUUUGAUCAGGUUGAAGCAUUUUAUGGUUCAAAUUGUAAACGCAAUCAUUUGAACCAAGCACGCGUAUAUGCCAAAGGCGCAGUUUUCUGAGAUGUUGUUUUCGUCAUUACUAGUACAUUUGAGUAAUUUUCCAUGUGUUUGCAUAAACUUCAGGCCUUUAAAUUCCCUCCAACAACAACAUUCCUCAACAAAAUUUACAUUUGAACAAAACACUGACCCAAAUGAUUGUUAGUAUGGGAAGGCCUGUGUUCAACGAGACAUUAUGCUCAAAGAUUGAAUCAUGUAAUGAUGCAUAUUGACAAAAAAUGUUUGUUAAAACAGUGAAUUUUACAGUGCACUAUGUUAAUGCACCAAUGCAUGUUUUUAAUAAUUGUCACAUGAAAUAUUCACAUAUUAACUUCUAUUUAUGUUGCUUUCAAAAGGCUGUUUGAUGAGUUUUACAGAUGUUUGGUGUAUUUUUGCACAUGAAUGCCUCAUGUAAAACUGCUCCUGCUGUUAUAUUGCCUUUCAUUAAAAUGUUUGUGUAACAUGACAGCUUUCAAAUA
Labeo rohita (rohu) is the source of this 1722-nucleotide messenger RNA. It is a transcript of the gene fhl3b, whose product is annotated as four and a half LIM domains 3b. Gene Ontology annotation, molecular function: actin binding; transcription coregulator activity. The record is from RefSeq and is a predicted model, not a curated record. NCBI's taxonomy places the organism in Eukaryota, Metazoa, Chordata, Actinopteri, Cypriniformes, Cyprinidae. Gene Ontology annotation, cellular component: nucleus; Z disc; stress fiber. Gene Ontology annotation, biological process: actin cytoskeleton organization. The transcript has 7 exons. The coding region runs from base 178 to 1014 and encodes 278 amino acids.